Striga asiatica is the source of this 2212-nucleotide messenger RNA. Lineage: Eukaryota; Viridiplantae; Streptophyta; Magnoliopsida; Lamiales; Orobanchaceae. The record is from the annotation of a GenBank genome assembly.
CAAAGCUGUGCGUAUAUAUGUGUGUCGAUUUCCUUCCCUUUCUCCUCUCGAAUUUCCCUUUUUCACGCACUACACACGCACUCCCUCCAUUUUCUGUCUCUCUUCCUUUUCUCUCUGUUUUGCCGAUUUUCUACGAAGCUUUUAGAAGCUGAGGGCGAUUUUGUUCGACGCCUGUCUUUGAAUUCUCGAUUUGCUCUUUUGCAUUUGGGUCAAAAUCAGAAUAAUGAAAUCAAAUCGUUCAUUUUGAUGCGUCUCAUUUCUGCUGACUUUCAGUUUGCACAAGCUGAUUAUAUGUUUAUGCUUAAUUCUUGGGUCAAGAAUACCGACAUAUCUGAGAGACCUGCAGAGCUUCUCGAUUUACGGUUCCAAGUAAAGAAGAAACAAUUCUUCCGAAAUUUCUCUACUAUUAUGCUGUUCGGUGCAGUUGGUACAUUGAUAUCCUUCAUCAUAAUAUCACUGGCAAUUGGAGCUAUUUUUGCUGCAACCGAUUCUGUCUGCACAUUGCAGGUUCUAAGUCAGGAUGAGACACCAUUACUCUACAGCCUGGUAUUUGGAGAAGGCGUUGUAAAUGACGCAACAUCUGUUGUGCUAUUCAAUGCAGUCCAGAGUUUUGACCUAUCACACAUCAACACCAGUGUGGCUUUGCAGCUAAUUGGAAAUUUUGGUUACUUAUUUCUCUCUAGUACUGUAUUGGGAGUUGUAACCGGACUGCUUAGUGCUUAUGUCAUAAAGAAGCUCUAUUUUGGAAGACAUUCGACUGACCGUGAGGUUGCAAUCAUGAUGCUUAUGGCGUACUUGUCAUACAUGCUGGCUGAACUAUUCUAUUUAAGUGGUAUCCUCACCGUUUUCUUCUGUGGAAUUGUGAUGUCACACUACACCUGGCAUAAUGUGACAGAGAACUCGAGAGUGACCACUAAACAUACUUUUGCAACAUUGUCAUUUGUUGCUGAGACAUGCAUAUUUCUUUAUGUCGGCAUGGAUGCUCUUGAUAUUGAAAAGUGGAGAGUUGUUAGUGACAGUCCAAAAACCUUAUUCAAGGUGAGCGCAACUUUAUUGGGAUUGGUUUUGCUUGGAAGGGCAGCCUUUGUUUUCCCCUUGUCCUUUUUGUCUAACUUGACCAAGAAGUCUGAGAAAAUCGAGUUUAAGCAGCAAGUUACAAUAUGGUGGGCUGGUCUUAUGCGUGGUGCUGUGUCAAUGGCCCUAGCUUACAAUCAGUUUACGAGGUCUGGUCACACCCAAUUACGUGGAAAUGCCAUAUUGAUUACUAGUACCAUUACAAUUGUGCUUUUCAGCACUGUGGUCUUUGGGUUGUUCACGAAACCUCUCGUGAGACACCUUAUGCCCUCUUCCAAAAAUUUAAGCAGAAUGGCUUCUUCAGAGCCCAUCACCCCAAAAUCCUUGAAUGUGCCCCUUCUCGAAGAAAGUCAAGAUUCUGAGGUUGACCUUUUCGGCCACAGGCUAGGCUCGGAAGCCGAUGAGUCACCAGCCCGCCUAAGUGGCUUACGCCUGCUUCUCACAAAACCCACACGAACAGUCCAUUACUAUUGGAGAAAAUUUGAUGAUGCUUUUAUGCGCCCGGUUUUCGGUGGCCGAGGAUUUGUUCCAUACAUACCAGGAUCACCAGUUGAUCAAAGCCUUCAUGCUGGAAAGUGAGGUUAUUGUUAUUACUGCACUAUUUUUUUUUUUUUAAUUAUUUUUCUGCAUUUUCUGGGAUGGGCCCAGAAAGCUGCUAUUGGGGGUUUGCUUACUAAACAAACUACCUUUGAGGUUUGACAUAAUUAUAAAGAGAACCUAGUUAUGUUUUGAAAUUACAAGUACCUCCAUAGUACAUGUAGGGGGGUACUGUUAAUGUUGAAAGAUGGCUGUGGUUUGUUGUGGUGGUUAGGAUUAAAAACUCGAGGGUUUCUUCGUGAUUUAACUCUUUUUGUAUUUGGAUUUAAGUUAUUUGGUUCUCUUUUGUUUUGGAAUGAUCGCGGAAAGGUUGUUUGAGUUCGGAUACAGUUUUUGUGUUGAAACGAAGAGUGUCUAUUGUGUUUUUUUUCUGACAAGAAAACAUAGGGUUUUAUCAUUGGGAAGUUUUUUUCUGUUUUGGCUAGUGAGCUUCUCUGUAUAUGGUCUUGAGAAUUCUUACAUGUGAUGCGUGGUCAUAGUGUAACUAAUGUUCUGUGUGGUUUUUAUAGUUUUCCCUAAUUGGUGUUCAACUAAGUUUAAG